AUGGCCGGCUUCAGUAAACCGAUUUCCGCCUUUAGAAACGGCAAAACUGCACCCCAGAAGUUCAUUACUAGCCCCCACCUUGCUUCUGAGUUCAAGCUAUACAACAUCUUCACCAUUCUUGAUGAUUUAGCCACUGUAUCAGGAAAGACCAUUAGGAGUGCCAACCAGCAUUCUCGUGGAUGUAUUGGUGCUACAGCAGACUUUCAGCUGUACCACUACUAUGCCAUCUUUGACGGUACUUCUGCCUUGGCGAAGUAUGAUGGAACUUUGGCUAAUCAAGUUGACUACUUUAAUUUUGCAGCCAUAUUUGGAAAGAAUGGAAGAUGCUUUGGUGACAUUCAAAGCUUAGUUAAAUCUGGUGACCUGAUUAGCCUUACUUCGGACGUGGAUCUCUAUGAAUUCUUUACCCUCUUUGUCAAAGGUAAAGAACAGUGCUCCACUGACAACAGUGCUCAUGAUUUCAAGUCCAUUUUUGAAAACCACAAAACCAAAAGACAACAAAAAAUCCAAAACUCCAACAAAAACAACAAAAACAACAAUCCAGAAGAAAACUAUUAUGACUUCUACAACAUCUUUGGCAAGGGUAGAGAACAAUACUCUACUGACUAUAACUUUUAUAACUUCUACUCCAUUUUUGAAAACCCAAAAACCCAAAAACAACCAAAUAUCCAAAACACCUACAAAAGUCAUAAAUAUGAAAAAAAAUACUCACUAACUGCUGACUUCAAUGGGUUUGAUUUCCACAACUUAUUCAAGCAAAAGUCUCCUGCUGCUGACUUUGAUGACACUGGGUAUGAAUUGUACACCAUUUUCGAAGAAGUGGAAUGCUCCUUGCCAAAGUUUGAGGCAGUUCCAGAAAAGCCUGUAGAAGCUCAUUUGCCUCUGUCAGACAGGGUUGUGGUGCCAACGCAAGAAUUAGUCUCUUUUCCCAAGAUGAAGACUUUACCAAAGGUAGAGUUGGUGUUGAGAAAGCCGGAAAAGGCUUAUUUGCCAAAGGUAGAUAUUUCUAUGUCAAAGGAGGCAUUGGCCUCUUUGUCAAACACGGAUUUCUUAUCAGAAUUCGGUGUGGGAAUGAAAAAGAUUGGAAACGUGUAUUUUCCAGAACAUGAUGUGAUCUCAUUCCCAAAAAAGGUUUUGAAAUCUUUAGAAAGAUUGGUGCCUGUGCCAAAUUUGAGUAGUUUACCAAAGGUUGAGCUAGCUUUAUCAGAGGCCGAAAAAGCUUAUUUAACAAAGGUAAAAGACCUUUCUCUGCCAAAGCAUGCAUUAGACUCUUUGUCAAACUUGGUGUCUUUACCAAGAGUUGAGUUGAUGUUGAAAAAGCCCGAAAAGGCUUACUUUCCAGCACUUGAGUUGAUUUCACUGUCAAAACUUGAUUUAAAGCCUUUGGAGAAAUUGAAACCUUUGCCAAAGUUGACUACUUUACCAAAGGUUGAAUUAGUAUUGAGAAAGCCCGAAAGGGCAUACUUACCCGUACUUGACCUGGCCUCAUUGCAAGAUCAUGCUUUGAAACCUCUAGAGAAAUUGCCUUCCUUGCCAAACAUGGUAUCAUUAUCAGAACUUGAAAUGAGAUCGGAGAAGCUUGGAAAGAUGUAUUUUCCAGAACUUGACUCUUUGUCAAAGUCGAUUGCUUUAGCAAAUGAUGAUUUAAUGAAGCUUGAAAAGGUAUCAUUACCAAAGCUCGACCUGGUUUCACUGGCAAAGAUUGAUUUGAAACCUUUAGAAAAGUUGUCAGAACCUGAAAUGGACUUGGAGAAGCUUGAUAAAGUCUGUUCUCUGUCGAAGCAGACACCAGCUUCUUUGCCAAAUUUGAGUUCUUUACCAAACGUUGAGUUGGUGAGUAAACCCAAAAAGUUGCCUUCAAUACAAUCUCCUAUCUUGGACCAGUUAGGGAAGUUGGUUUCUUUACCAAAAAUGAAUUACCUAGCAAGCCUUGAUAUGGGGUUAGCAAAGCUUGGAAAGGCUUGUUUGUCAAAGAUUGUGAAUCUUUCUCUGUCAAAGCGGGUAUUGAGUUCUUCACCUGAAUUGGCAGUGUUACCCAAGUUUGACACUUUAGCAAGGCCAGACUCGGUCUAUUUUCCAGACCGGGGAUUUUCCAAGCGUGAUAUGGACUCCAUUUCAAAAGGUGUAUUAGAUCGGUUUGAAGAUUCUGAGUUGACACUUUUAUCCAGAAAUUAUGCUUCAGUGGAUGUUACUGGUGGUGUUUCAACUAGACUUAAAUUUGAGGGCCACAAAGGGCCCUUAGGUUGUUCGUUUGAACUGGAAGCCUUGGAGUUUUUCCCAAGGUUUCAAUACAAUGGUAGACUUCUGGCUACUGAAGGUCUUAUUGGGAGCUCUUUCCUGUUGUUCUUGGAAGCUCAAUGGGACAAUUCAGUUAGUAUGGAAACCAUUAGUCCACCUUUGGCAUCAUCAGAUUUAUCACAGCUGGAUGCCUUUCAAGACGACAUCGUAUCUAUCAAAAACCUCAGUCCCUCCAUAUCAGAAUCUUCCGACUAUAGCUUAGAUAAAGAAGAAGCUUUGAGUCAAUGCUACUCAUUGAUGGAGAUUAGUCCUUUAAGCCCUGAAGCUGGUUGGGAGUUGGGAGAUCAAUACCUUGAUAUUAGACAAACUUCAGAGGCCAAAAGUGGUUCUGAUUGCUUGGCUCUCAAUCCUUCUCCCUUGGGAAACAAGGUUGAUACUCAAAAAGAUGCCUCCAAUGACUGGAUUUUGUGCUUAAGUCCUUCCAUCUUUGACGUGCCUGCAUUUCUAUCAGAAGCAUUGGAAACCGAACCCUUAGAUUCUGAAACCUUAAGGAAUCCAGUUGUUAUCCCUGCAGGUUACUAUGAACUUGACGGUCGUUCCAACAUCAGGUACGACUUUGAAUUAGACCUUCGUUCUUCUGACAAUGAAUUAAGUAAUGGAGCUACUGACGUCGGAUAUGCCAGAUCUAACACUCAUUUAUUGGGUUACAUUCCGCCUUUGGGGUCAACCGAUGUACUGUGUUCAGAUGGUACCGACUUUAGUGAAGACUCUGUCUUUGAAACUAAUGAAGCUGACGAUGAGAGUUCUGGAACUGACUAUAACAGCAGUGCAAGCAUCUUAGAAGAAGACGAAGGAGAAGAAGAAGAAGAAGAAGAAGAAGAAGAAGAAGAAGAAUUGCAGGAAUUAGUAGCCAUCCAGCCUAUUCUUUCUGCUCUGUUGAGUAUCCUCCCUCCCGUAGUAGAGGAGAGUCGUUUUGACAUUGGUGAUUAUGACAGUUACGAAGAAGAGUCCAGCCAAGAUGACAGACUGCAAACUCCUUACUCACCUUCAGUGGUGGACAACUCCACUACAGGCUCGCCUAGUUUCCCAGAAGACCAACUACUUGAGGAUUCUAUUGCUGGAAACUCCACUGCUGAAAGCGAUCCUCGUUACUUCGACCGGUUGAGAGAAAUAAGCCCCGUGGAUGGACCCACUCUAUUAAUCCUGGGUCAAAGCGUGAAUUUAUCAUCUUCAGAUGACUUUGUGAGAAAUAAGCCACCCUUAAGAAUGCCUGGAAAUUAUAGAGGUGUUGGAAGAAGACAAAGAAAUGAUCUUCCUGACUUCAAUAAUUUGCUCUAUCUCAAUUCUUAUACCAGGGAAGUUGCUCUCAUGGAUCACAAAGCUCCUACAGAAUUGAAGGAGUACCGGUUCUACAUUGGGAGAGAGCCUGGAGAAGAGUUGGAAGAUAACAAGGCUUACCACUUUACCAUCAAUUCGGGCUGA
Molecule: messenger RNA, 3720 nt
Organism: Yamadazyma tenuis ATCC 10573
Lineage: Eukaryota; Fungi; Ascomycota; Pichiomycetes; Serinales; Debaryomycetaceae
Source: RefSeq, a predicted model, not a curated record